AUGACCACCGCCCCGAUCGGCGUCCCGGCCCCGGGCACCAUUCUCCUCCUGCCCUCAGAUCCCCUCACGGCAGCCGAUCGCACGGACUCUCCUCUCCAGUGGGUGCCCUUCUACAAUGCCGGCAUGUGUUCCUUUUCCGUGAUCACCAAGGCCCCUGAGGGGGCCGGCCCGCCCGCCGCGGUUCAUAUCCUUUUGCAUGUCGGCCCUCGGGCGUACCUCCUCUCCUGCGAGGCAGCGACGCAUGGCCGCUUCGACCCGCAACACCCCUGUCCCGGCCUGGCAGUCGAUCGUCUUCCGGACCAUGGCACCUCCGCCGGGCUGGUUCUCCGCCAGGUGGCCACCCUCCUGCCCCCGCCGAAGCCCCUGGGCUCUGGUGCCCCCGCGCGCAUGGAUUACUUCCAAACCGCCAAGCAGAGCCCGCAACUGGGCCUGCUCGAUGAGCUGACCGCGGUGGAGAGGCUCCCAACCGCCGUGCCCCUCUGGGCUCACUGGCUCCCGGCCGCCGGCGGCAGCGCCUCCGCCAUCGGGGCCACAUCCGCCGAGCCAGUCCUGGCGGAGCCCCCGCCUGGCGGCCUGCAUCUCUACCCCGCCGGCCCUUGGACCCCGGCACACAUUCCCACUCCGCCGACCGAUCUCCAGGGGGAUGGCCGCUGGUUCAACUUGGCCUCCGGCGUGUUGACCGCCUGCCUGGAUCGGCUGCAUGGGCACCGGCAACUUUUGCGCGCGGCGUCCCCCUCGCCGGCCCGGCUCCGGCCGGUCAUCCUCCUGGCCGGCGACAGCAUCGCCCAGCAGCUUGGCCGCAGUGAAGCCUGGGCUCGUCGCUGCGCCGGGACUUGGUCUGCCCCGCCGCUGUCCCCGGCCGGUCUCCCGCCGCUGGUGCUCGAAUUCGGCCUCGGUGGGGACCAAACACAGCACCUCCUCCUGCGUCUGGCUGGGAUCAAGAAUGCCCUGCGCCUGACUGCCGCCCGGGCACGCAUCCUUGGUCCAGCUGAUUCGAGACCAUCCCUUGCCACAUCGGGCGUGUCCCCCACGUCAGGACAGGCCUGUCCACUCAACCUGACUGGCAUACUGAUUGUCGGCACCAACAAUGCCUUCCACAGGCCGGAUGAGGUGGCUCGCGGGAUUCACGAAGCCGCCCUCGAGCUGGGCCGAGUUCUAGUCCAGGCACUCGGCUUCCUCUGCCCCGAUCCGGAGGCCAGCGUCUCAUCGGGGCCUGCCGGCACGCCGCACCACCACAUCCGGGUUUUGGUGUGUGGCAUCCCGCCUCGCGGCGAGACGGACAAUGCGGCGCGCCAACGCGCGGCCCAGACCAACGCGAUUCUCCGCCACAUGCUUGCCCGGCCCACAUCGCCACAAACGGCCCCAGUCGAAAUUGUCCCCCUCUGGGACCCAUUCCUCACGGCGCCCCCGACUGCGGUCGCGAAUGAGACGGCAGGCCCCUUCCGCCAGGCCGGCAUCGAUCGCCUGACUCGUGACACCCUCUACACUGACAUGCUACACUUCACCGAACAGGGCCAUGCGACCAUUUGCGACGCCCUGGAUCGGCACAUCUCUCGUGCGAAUGCCGGCCAGUGAGCCGUCCCUCAGGGGGGGAGGGAGCCUCUCAAUGCCUGGACCCAGGCCUCGCCCCCUUUGGCUAACAUUGGCAAUGUCACACUUUUCAAUACACGCUUCAGGAUGGAAAA
This is a messenger RNA of Fonticula alba, 1685 nucleotides long. RefSeq lists its product as hypothetical. The coding region runs from base 1 to 1575 and encodes 524 amino acids. The record is from RefSeq and is a predicted model, not a curated record. Lineage: Eukaryota; Rotosphaerida; Fonticulaceae. The transcript has 3 exons.